AUGGGAAUAACAAACCUAAGUAUGGCAGGAAUGAACGAAAAUACCCCACUUCUACGCCCUAGUAGGAAUUCCAGUGCUAGUAAAUUCGUUUCUUAUCGGAAGCAAAAAUCGGGCGAACCAAAUCAAACAAGCGCCUCGGUGAAUGCUUCAGAUCAUGAUGUUGAUAACAAUGAUGUCAUCUCUGAUGAGGUCAUCUCCAGCAGGACCCUAAUGCGGUCAGAUUCUGAUGUUGAACAAAGCAGAAAUCAUGUCAAGAUUGAACAGAAUCAUCUUCUCAAGGCUUCAUUCGAGAGUCUUGACUAUGAGGUCUCAGAUAAUUUACUAUACCAGAAUGAGGAGAGAGAGAAAAGUUCAAAACAGAGGAAACUAUACUGGAGAGGGGUUCGAAGGUGGAUCAUCUGUUUCAUAAUUGGUGUUCUGACAGGUCUCACAGCAGGUCUGAUUGACUUUGCUGUGGAGAAUAUAUCAGAUGUCAAGUUUACAACAAUCAAAAAUUUGGUGGACAAGUGUGUGACAGAGUACUGCUUGUGGGCACCACAGCUGGUUUGGUUUUGCUUCAACAUGGGCCUGGUCUUGAUUGGGUCAGCACUCACAGUUUAUGUCGAGCCAGUGGCGGCCGGCAGUGGUAUUCCACAAAUCAAGUGUUAUCUUAAUGGUGUCAUUGUGCCCCAUGUUAUUCGCAUCAAAACUCUGAUCACCAAGGUCGUUGGAGUGGCCUGUGCAGUGGGUGGAGGAUUGGCUGUGGGUAAAGAAGGUCCUAUGAUUCACUCUGGUGCCGUUAUUGCUGCUGGGGUAUCUCAGGGCAGAUCCACAACAUUGGGCAUUGACUUUCAGAUAUUUCAUGAAUUUCGGAGCGAUACAGAAAAGCGGGAUUUUGUGUCUGCUGGGGCGGCUGCAGGUGUGGCCGCUGCUUUUGGUGCUCCUGUAGGUGGCGUUCUGUUCAGUUUAGAAGAAGGUGCUUCCUUUUGGAAUCAGUCUCUUGUGUGGAGAAUCUUCUUCGCUUCCAUGGUGUCUACAAUGACCCUGAAUAUCGUACAAAGUUUCAUCAAAGGUCAUCCUUGGGAACUUGCAUAUCCAGGUCUCAUCAACUUUGGGACCUUUGGUGCUGUCAACUACAGGAUCUAUGAACUUCUAAUUGUGGUGUGCAUGGGAGCUUUCGGGGGAUUGCUUGGUGCUUUGUUUAACCACAUUAACUACAAGCUGACCAUGUUUAGAAUGAAAUAUGUACAAAGAGGCUGGCAGAAAGUGCUGGAAGUGUUGAUGGUUGCAACCUACACCCCGUGCUUUGCUUUCCUCCUCAUCUUCUUCAGCAACGACUGCAGAGAUUUGACAGACAACAAAGAGAAUAAAGAUAGUACAGACUCUGUUCUUGUGCAGUUCUUCUGUGGGGAUGGCAACUACAGCUCCUCUGCAAAACUGUUCUUUGACACACCCGAGGCAACAGUCAGACAUCUGUUUCAUAAUGAGCCAG
Molecule: messenger RNA, 1471 nt
Organism: Candidula unifasciata
Lineage: Eukaryota; Metazoa; Mollusca; Gastropoda; Stylommatophora; Geomitridae
Source: the annotation of a GenBank genome assembly